Messenger RNA from Metarhizium brunneum ARSEF 3297, 840 nucleotides. NCBI's taxonomy places the organism in Eukaryota, Fungi, Ascomycota, Sordariomycetes, Hypocreales, Clavicipitaceae. The record is from RefSeq and is a predicted model, not a curated record.
AUGCCUUCCAAUACAGUAUGGCCGCACUUCAACACUACGCACGAGCGCCCAUCCUCUCCCAACCUCACAAGCCCGGUCAAAAUGGUACUCGUCGACGACACAAAUAUGCAACCUACAGAACAACCGCAUCAGGGGAUGUUUAAUGAACAGGUGGAACCUGAGCAACAUGAUGGAGUGAAUAUUUUUUUGAUGAAGCGGCGUGAGUCGAGUAGAUAUCGUGAUGACGGCAACACAGGCAAACCAGCAGAAGCACUCUUGGGACUGCCAACGGAGAGAGAUUCCAUGUGGGAAGAUGAUAUCCCCUAUUCUGGAAGGAAUUCACGGUGUGAUGAAGCACCGCAAGGAGGCUUUUCUGAACAAGAGACGGCAAGCAUCCCACCAGUUCUCGGCCAAACACACACUAGUUUCUCCCAGCGUCGGGGAUUUCCACGGCAUAAGACUUUUCCUGAAAGUGUCUACAAUACUGCGCCACCUGGUACGGAUCCCACGACGACGGGACCGAGUAGGGAGUCCGAAUUUAGUGUUGCGGGAGAAUAUAGCCCGCGUCCCAUGUCAAGGCCAGUCGGGAAACCAGGGGCUCACUACAGCCUGGCCGACAUGGACCAAUUCGCCUCGCCGCCGGCUACGAAUACCACAUUCGCCAAGGGCAUCAACAGGGGCUGUCGCAGCGUACAAGCGCGACGACGACCUGCAGUUCGAGUGUGCGGAACUCGGCUAGGAGGUCGAAUAAAGGAACGAGACCGCCUUCUGCGGCGAGCCGAAGGGCCAGUUCACGAGCGUCUCAAGAGCGAUAUUAUCCGCCGCCCAGAACCAGCAGAACUUCGAGGGGCAAGCAGAUAA